GAACUGUCGUCAUUUAAUCUCUCUCUAUUUUAAUGAAUUCAUCCAACCAUUACCGAUCUCUUUUGGGUGCGCGCGCCUGUCCUCCAGACGGCGGCGGCGACGAGGCGAAGGCGGCCUGGCCUCCCUGGAAUGGACGCAGGACGCCGACGUCAGAGCAACAAGCGAAGAACUCAGCUCGGCCUGGCCACGUAGCGGGGCGGCUCAGGUCGCCGGUGGGCACCUAUCGCCAACAGCCCCGCGUCGCGGUUCAUCUAGGGACAGCGGGUUCUUCUAUACUCCCUCCCGUGGUAGAAGAAGCACAUGAAACCCGGAUUGUGCGCUAUCCUGCAUGCAUGGGCUCCGGGAGGAGGUCGCGUCGCACGGAGGUAAGCCUGGCAACCAACAAGUCAGCCAGCCAGCCAACCAGCCAGCCAGGCAGCCAGCUAGCCAGCCGGACCGCCACUUAAUCCCGGCCCGUUCAUAUGUAUGACACGCCGGACGAUGCGCUCACUGCUCAUCAGAAGGUGAUGCUCUGUUCAUGGCCCCUGAUGGCAGAAACACAUGAAGUGUGUCGUUCUUUUUCUUCUUUACCUGCACUGCCCUUUACAGGAAGUGAACUUUAGCUUUGUUGGCUGCUAUUUUAAAGCUCAUGGAGGCGCGCUCAGGACCGGUUGUAUGUCUUUCUGACAGAAUUUCCCGCCCCGGACAAAAUGGACGCUUUGUUUGAAUCCGGUUGACUGUCUCAUACACCUCAUCCCCUCCUUCCUGUCGAGGGAAGGUGGGGGUUUGGUGCACCUUGCCCUGACUUGUGUCAUUUCAGCAUCAUAACUUUACAUGAAAUCCUGCCAAAGCCUCAAGGAGGUCUCCAUCCCGUGCCUCGGCGGGAUGUCGCAGGAGGAGGGACGCAGGUCGCAAGUGUCACAGUCCUACUACCACCCCCCCAACCCGGAGGUCGACCUGACAGGCAAGCUCUACAAGAGGGAGGCGGGCGGCAAGCCCUACUUGGUCCUGGUGGACAACAAAAUGACGACUAAGACGGCAGCGGCUGACACCGAUCAGCAGUAUUUCUGUGAGGGCGCGGCGGGAAGAGACAUACGCACGCAGGUGGAUGAGGCCACCUCAGAGGAGACUGAAGAUGACGACGAUGACGAAGAAGAGGAAGGCGAGGAUGAUGGAGAGGAGGAGGGUUUCAAGCGCGAGCAGAUCAUCGUGGAGGUUAACCUCAACAAUCAGACCCUCCAUGUAUCCAAGGGCGACAACAAAGGUGGCGCGACCGGAGACGAUUCCGAGAGAGGUUGCAGCGAGGAUGACCACAAUGGGGAAGAGGCUGAAGACGAGAGCCCCGACGAUGAUGAGGACGAUGAAGAGGAUGAGGAGCUUGAAAGUCGAAGGACGAGGUCAAAGCGGGCCCACAGAGUCGCGAGUGGCGCUUCCGGCCAGCCACAGAGGAAGAGUCUCCGGACAGCUCUGAGCUCGCCGGCCUCCGGGAUGACCACCAGGGGACGACGGAAGCACGCCGAGACAGCAAAGAGCCAUCGUCGCUCCGCCCGCUCAGCACCGCUGCCAUCCGCGGGCGCCUUGGUGCCGGGCGGCAAGGCCGAAGGAGAAAAGGAGAUGCUGGCGUGUGAAAAGUGCCCUCGCGUGUUCAACACACGCUGGUACCUGGAGAAGCACAUGAACGUGACGCACAGGAGGAUGCAAAUCUGCGACAAGUGCGGCAAGAAGUUUGUUCUGGAGAGCGAGCUGGCCUUGCACCAGCAGACCGACUGCGAGAAGAACAUCCAGUGUGUCUCCUGCAACAAAUCCUUUAAGAAGCUGUGGUCGCUGCACGAGCACAUAAAGAUUGUGCACGGCUAUGCAGAGAAGAAAUUCUCAUGCGAGAUCUGCGAGAAGAAGUUCUACACUAUGGCCCAUGUCCGCAAGCACAUGGUUGCUCACACCAAGGACAUGCCGUUCACCUGUGAGACCUGUGGCAAGUCAUUCAAGCGCAGCAUGUCCCUUAAGGUGCACUCGCUGCAGCAUUCUGGAGAGAAGCCCUUCCGUUGCGAGAACUGCGAUGAGCGCUUCCAGUACAAGUACCAGCUGCGCUCACACAUGAGCAUCCACAUCGGGCACAAGCAGUUCAUGUGCCAGUGGUGCGGCAAAGACUUCAACAUGAAGCAGUAUUUUGACGAGCACAUGAAAACACAUACAGGAGAGAAGCCGUUCAUUUGCGAGAUUUGCGGCAAGAGCUUCACCAGCCGGCCCAACAUGAAGCGCCACCGCCGCACGCACACGGGCGAGAAGCCGUACCCGUGCGAGGUGUGCGGCCAGCGCUUCCGCUUCUCCAACAUGCUCAAGGCCCACAAGGAGAAGUGCUUCCGGGUCACCAGCCCCAUGGUGCUGCAGACCGGCGGCCCGCCGGUGCCAGUCGGCAUCUUCGCCAGCACUUUCCCCACCUCCUCCUCCUCUUCGUCAUCUUCUGGUCCCGGCCCUUCCACGGCCUCCCCGCCGGCCGUCACCAGCGCGACCACCCAGGGGCUCAAUAUAUCCAGGGCGGCCUUGCCCUCACGGGGCCCUUUGGGACACGCCUUCGCCCACGUGCAGUUGCACACAGCCUCCUCACACCACCACCCCCAACAGCACCUCUCAAAUACACCCCAACCCGCACCGCCACACACCUCCCUCCAUGCCCACCACCACCACCACCACCUCCUGGCGGUGCCCCCGGUCUCCCACCUGCCGCCUCCCCCGGCCCUUUUUAAGAGCGAGCCUCUAAACCACUGUGGUCACGGAGACGACACUUACCUGCACCACAUGGCUCCUGCUGACAAGGGUCCCGGGGCCCCUCAACAUCACUGAAUUACGAACCACAACCUGCGGGCACUGGCUCAGUCUCUUGUACAACUGCCACUUUAUUUUGUUUUCUCCAGCUAAACCCAGUCCUUCAUUUACACCAACCAUUUGGCACCAAGUUAAGCUAUGUUUUCACCAAGCAAUACAGUUCACUUCAGGUCUUUAUGCAUUUUGUUAUCCUUAUUACAAAAGGUCCUCAAAUAUCCUGUACUCCCACUUUGUUGAACCCUUUCAUUAGGGCACAAUUAAUAGUGGUACGGUACAGUUCACCUAUGUCAAUUGAACAUACUGCUGUUCGCUGAUUGGGCAGUUUGUAAUAUAGAAUGUAAGUGGUUGUGUUUUAAGAGAAAGUGGUAGGGCGUGUAACAGUAUGCCAAAAAUCACAGUUUACCUUGGGUUUUAGGUAACUUGUUUGUUUCACAUUGGGUACAGUAAGGGAACAAAAUGCAAUAUAUUAAAGUGCUUUUCAUUUGUGUAAAACUUAACACAAUUAUUGACAUUUAAAAUGAAACAAACCGCUAGAGCAGUAAAUUCUCCAAUAAAUGAAAGAUUAUCAAACUAAAUAAAAUUUUUUUUUAAAAAACUUGAAACUUUUUUUUUUUUUUUAAGGAAAGUGCAACAUCAAUAGUUUGCCCUAUUUUUAGGAAAUGAAUGAUGCAAACAAGCCUUUUAAAGAAACAUUUUAAAUGUUUCUUUUUAUGAAAGUGCAACAUCAGUGGUGGUGACCUUAUUUAUAAAUUUUUUUUUAGAACAUUACCGAUGUAGACAACAGUAACACUACAGUCUGGUCUUUGUUAUUGCUUUCCAUGGCCAGAGGCUUAGCGCCACUGUAUUUGUUUACAAAUUAGAUCGAGAGCACGAAGCAGUUACACUUCCCAUCCCUUGCCUACUGUUCCGUUUGGGAACUUGGUAAGCCUCUGUACCAUACUGAAAGAUCCGUCCCAUAAAAAUAAUAAAUACAUCUACCCUUACACCCCUAGAAAAUGUCAUUUUGAGGUGAAAAAACAGGUCUAAAAAGGGGACUUUUUAGCCAUCCAUUUUCUGAGCCGCUUAUCCUCACAAGGAUCGCGGGAGUGUUGGAGCCUAUCCCAGCUAUCAUCGGGCAGGAGACAGAGUACACCCUGAACUGGUUGCCAGCCAAUCGCAGGGCACAUAUAAACAAACAACCAUCCGCACUCACAUUCACACCGACGGGCAAUUUAGAGUCGUCAAUUAACCUAACAUGCAUGUCUUUGGGAUGUUGGAGGAAAUCGGAGUGCCCGGAGAAAACCCACGCAGGCACGGGGAGAACAUGCAAACUCCACACAGGCGGGGGUAGGGAUUGAACCCAGGACCUCAGAAAUGUGAGGCAGACACUCUAACCAGUUGUUCACCAUGCCGUCAGGGCUUUUUUUUUAAUUUUUAUUUUUAUUUUUUAUUUUUUUUUAUUAAUUAAAUUGGUCGUGUUGACGUUCCUGUGUGCCAGUACGUCACAACAACCAAUUGUGGUGAACCCAAUUAAAGUGGACUGUUUGGUGGAAAUGUGGCUUAAUGAUAGCGCCAUCCCAUGUUGUUCUAAGAAUUUCUAAUGAAUCCGUUUUCAAAAUCUUUGACCUUCUGAGCAGGCCGUCACAAGGCCGUUAAUGUAAGGGUGCGCCUCUGGGACACAUUUCACGCAUUUGAAAGACAGAUACAGACCUAAUUUUAGACAAGAUAAACAAGCUUUAACAAGUGGUAAGUGUUCUCAAGUGGAUUGUGGGUGGACUUUUUUUGUUUGUUUUUUUUUUCUCCUGGAUGUCCAAAAUAUUCUGUGAAUGUUGUCGCUGGUGCUACCAGUCAUGCAAGAACGCAGUGCCAUGGAUUCUAACCUGAGAGAAAGGGGAGGACUUUUAUUUUUAUUUUUUAUUUUUUUUAGACGUAAAAUUGAGCUGUUGGAUCUUAUGUAAUGAGAUUCAUUGUGGUUUAACGGUGCUUUCCAUUCCAGUAGACGCAAUUCCUUAACUUUAGCUUCGCCGUUCAAAUUUCAACAAUAAUACCCCAACCCAGGCCACGCCGCUAAUGUGGACCGGUCAAGGAAAUUAUCAUUAAGAAGAAACUCAGGUUUUACAGGACGUGAAAAGAUCAGUGCAACCUCCUCUCUCGUUCCAUACUGCCACUGUGAGGGCCCUCACACAUGGGGCGCCCCCGAUCAGGAACCAAACCUCCCCCCCUAUUCUCUACUUCUGCCACGCUGCUGUCAAUAAUACGGGUUGCCAUGUUAAAGCUCAUUUAACAGGCUCACUCAACACACACCUGAGUUCCUUGGUUUACUUUGGCGUUGUUAGGGUUUCGGAAGAUCGUUUUCGACUUCGGUUCUGCACGGGCUCAUCUUUAGCCCGUUGAAUGUUGCCUACGCAGAAGGACGGCCCACGUUUUUGCUUCUCGUUGUUGGCCAACGUGGACAACGUGGCAGGCAGGUGUUGCAGCUACCCGUUACCCGUAUGCAAUCAAGUCGGUUGCGAGCGCAAACGAUUAUUACAUUGGUAACAAAAUGUAUCAGCCGAUGGUGUGAAUGUCGUUUCCUUUAAAAGACAGAGCUGUGACUGUUAUCAGAGAUGCAGUACGGCGCAAAAGUCUUAGGCCACCAUUAGAUUUGUUGUUUUACCAAAUACAAUAUUAAUGUUGCUUGACAGCAACAGUCUUUACACAGCCUAGAUUUUGUCACCUUUUUUCCAGGUUGCAGGUGUGUUUCUCCCAACCUUUUAUGAGCCAAGCCACAUAUUUUACAUUGGGAAAAUCUUACGACACACCACCAGACAAAAAAUGUCACAAAAAGUAUAUACAGUGGUACCUUGAGAUAUGAGUUUAAUUCAUUCCUUGACCAUGCUCAAAGCUCAAGAGCACUGCCAUUUAGAUGCUAGUAGUUACCCAGUGUUUUUAUGGCCUUUCCCAUUGUAUGUUAGCAUUCAAGCAGCGAAGGCUAUGUGGUUGCUUCAAUUACACAUGGGAAUUGUACUUUUUUUUAUGUUUAGUUUGACAGUAACCUUCAGCUGACAAUGGCAAUAAACAGCUUGAAGCUUAUUUUUUUAAGAAUAUUUACGAACUAUAUAUGCCAAAGGCUUGUUGUGAAGUGAGUCAAGUUACCUGCCACUAUACAGCGCUCGUAUCCCAAGUUUGCGCUCUCACGUCAAAGAAAAAAAAAAUCUGAUCACUUAUAUCUCAAGGCACCAUUGUAUACUGAAAUAAUGAUAGUCAUGUCUCAAUUUACUCACAAGUUUACUCAGUGUGAAAUCUGGGCCUGAUAGAUCGAUGGAUAAAAAUGUGUUAUUUGUAGCAAAUAAAUGUGCUGGUAUAUUAAGUUAAAUUGGAUAACUUCCCACAAAUGUGCCGUUGUAUGGUGUGUUGGAAAUCUCUGCACAACAUGCUAGCACUGAUGUCAUCACACCUCCAGUUGGCUGACUGCAGGGUGCCGUUUUGCUGAUCUGACAGGAUUUCAGGUUGAAAGAUCGUUUUUUGGUUUAGCACAGACCUCCCGCAGGGCUGACAAAAUUGUUUCCUAAUUAUCAAGCUACUUUCUGGUUCGCAGAGGAUGACAAAGUCAUGGGUAAUGAAUGGCAUUAUGAUACAUGUGGAGGGUUGGAUGGUUCCAUAAAUGUGUGUGUGGGGGGAGGGGGGGGGGGGAAUCCUUCAUCCUAAUCCACCAAAAAUAUAAUGGCUCUACUAAUAUUUGUGGAAAUUGGUUAGGCUUUUUUGGUGCUAAAUGUAUUUAAGUGUUUUGCCAUUUCAAAAUAGUGGACCAAAGACUUUUGCGCAGUACUGUUUAUUUUUGAAUUAAAUUUUUUUUUAACCAAUCUUUUAUUUGGGCAGACAGUAGCAUUUAAUUGACUGUCUUUCUACAAUAUUUAACCUAGAGUGGUAAAACUGAGUAGUUUUAGGUGUCCCCUAUCUGAUUGAUUGGACCUGCAGUUUGUGUUUGUGUGGCUCUUAGUUCCACUUCCUCAUCAACUCAUCAUCCAGUUGCAAUACGGCUCUUUGUCUUGUCUGAUGCCUUUUUUUUUUCUUUUUUUUUUCGUGUAUUCUCUGCACUUUAGCGCUGCGUGGGCGAGGCGUAGGGAAGCAGCGAUUGUAUUGUGAAAUAGACCGCAGUCCAGGCUGUCCAUGGUAUGGUUGACGUCGAGUGUUUAUAUAUAUAAUAUAUAUAAACUUCCUUUUAGGUAAGGAAAAGAGGAGAACGGCAGGUGAUGUGGAAGGGACCAUAGCAAAAAAAAACAAUGGUUGUUUCUACUCAAAAUUGUGUUUCCCAAACAAAAAAAAAAGGAAAGCAUCUUUCUGCUUUGCCCACCGCACACUUGGCCAUCCAAGGUCUGUCCGCUGUACACUCUUUGAUUUUCAUGUUUUUGCUAAGAUGGCCGAAUGAUGAUGAUGCUCCUCCUUUCUUUGCUGCAUAGAAUGCACUUUCUACUACUAAAACUCUUGGCUAGUUGCAAAAAUAACAUUGUAUAUUCUAAGAUUCUAAGAUGUUUUAAAAAAGAAAAUCAUUGUACUUUUUUUUCUCCCCAUCACCCUUCUUUCUAUUUCUAACCACUUAAUGUAGCAUUAUUGUGUAUUUUAUUAUUACUAUUAUUAUUAUUAUUGUAUCUGGUACAAAAUGUGCAGCUCUAUAAUGUCCUGGUUUGUUUUUAUUUUUGUAUGUUCUCGUGAGAUUUGAGAAGAUUGGAAAGAAAAGUUGGGCCUUUUUGUUUUUUUUGAUAAUGUACAUUUACCUGACUGCUAACUUUAAGUAAAAACAAGUAGCCACGAGUGUGACGCCUGCUCUAUCCGGUUGCCUGGCAACCUUCUGCUAACAAAACAAACAACCGAGCACGAGACCAUGUGGAAGUAGGCCAGAUGUCGAUGUUAUCUCAAAGUCUGUCACAUUUUUAUGGUCAAUAGGUUCGUUUGUUGGCUGCACGUGAAGCCUCAAGGUUUUAGUGGAUAUUUGUUUGUUCUUUUUUUUUUUUGUAGAUAACCAAUAUGAAGUAGCUUGUAUCAUGUUCAGGAGCAUUGACCUUGAGCGGCUGAUGAAACAUUAUAGCAUUCGUUACAAAGAGCGUUGUUGUUGCUAAUAAAUGAGACUUGACGGGAUAUUUUACUGUCAGAUGUAAUCCAAUACUCAAGCAACACAAAAAUGAAAGCUGCGAGCAGCGAUGAACUAGCCCGUCGCACUCCCUUUUUCAGGGCAAACCCUCGAAAAUGAUGAAAAGUUUUGUGAUUAUCGUGUCACCUUAUCUUUCAAGGAUAUCGCUUUUUCAAUUGGUUUCACACAAAAUAUCUCCUUCAUACCAAAAUGGCAGACCUCCUAUUAAAUUUCGGGCAUGGGUCCUUGAGACUUUUUUGUGCACCCUGCUAUGAUGGAUAUGUCCACCAAAUUUUGCGUCAGUCAGCGUGUGCAUGUGUCGUGUGCGUGUGUGUGAUUUGUGUUCGCAUACACGUGUGUGUUAGUGUGUGUGUUGUGUAUGUUUGUUGUAUUGUCUGUUGUGUUUAGUUAGUGUAUGUGGUCUUUUGUUUAGUGUGUGUGCACAUGUGUUUGUGCAUGUCGUUUGUACUGGUGUGGUGUGGUUUUUAUUUUGUGUUGUGUGUGUGCUGGCGUACGUGUGAUGGUUUGUGUUUUGAUAUUUGUGUAAUGAUAUGUUAGUGUGUGCGUAUGGUGUGUUUGUUGUGUUUUAUACUGUGUUUUGUUUUUAGUGUUGUGUGCGUACGUGCGUGAGACAGCAGGUCCUCUGUGGGAGUUCGUUACAGCGGUGGAUGAGUCCAAGUGAGCCGGAUGGAUCUGGAGAGCCGUGAUUCACCGCCGACAAGUAGGCGGUCGGCUAGCGAGGGGGACCGAACCUUAAAACGACAGACGAGUGCCGACCCAUACCUAUGACACAAGUGGACAUCUUGAUGGGACGCCCGGUCUG
Phycodurus eques (leafy seadragon) is the source of this 8711-nucleotide messenger RNA. RefSeq names its product zinc finger protein 652 (gene znf652). NCBI's taxonomy places the organism in Eukaryota, Metazoa, Chordata, Actinopteri, Syngnathiformes, Syngnathidae. Gene Ontology annotation, cellular component: nucleus. The coding region runs from base 814 to 2820 and encodes 668 amino acids. The record is from RefSeq and is a predicted model, not a curated record. Gene Ontology annotation, biological process: regulation of transcription by RNA polymerase II. Gene Ontology annotation, molecular function: RNA polymerase II cis-regulatory region sequence-specific DNA binding; DNA-binding transcription activator activity, RNA polymerase II-specific. The transcript is spliced from 8 exons.